UUUUGUGCCUGUAAAUUUACUUGACUUCAGAUGGACAAAUUGUGUGACAACAUCAGAAAUUUAAAGGACUAUAACAUUUAAAUUCACAAUCAAAAUGAGGAUAGAGAGAAAAGAAGAGGCAUGAACUUCAAGGCACCUUCGCUCUGUCACAAUAAAACUGACGAAGGGACUCGUUACCAAGAUCCGAUGUGAAGCUGUAGCGCCGCCUCUCUGCAGAAGCCAAAUUUGGACGUCAGCAGGUGCAGGGCUGCACACACUCCGAUGCUGAUGAAGAGAAAUAUCUUGUAGCUCUCGGAUCUCUCUCGAGCCUCUCCUUAGCUGGCCUUUGAAUGUCCUCGUUUGGACCGAGAACCGAACUGUCAACGGUGCAAAAGGAAAUCUUGUAGGAUAAGUAGGUUUUAUCUACACCUUGGGUGUGUAAAAGGAAGAAAAGAAAAAAAGAAAGUUGCAGGAACUCUAAAGGAGAUUUAGUAGAGAAAAAAAAAAAAGUAAUGAAUAAAAACUCACAAUCAAAUCUUAAACAAGUUGAUCAGGUUUGAUAAAUCUGAUUGGGCUGAAUUUAUCGGAUUGGUUCAUACUCUACUCAGAAGUCGCCCAUUCUUAUGCCAUCAUGUACUGAGCACAAGGACAAAAUAGGAAUUUAGGAAAAUGUGAUUUCAUGAUGGAUGACAAAAACUUCUGCAUCAUAAGCCUCGCAUUAGGAAAUGGUUUAACAAGCUCUAAAACAUCAUCGGUGGGAAAUAAAAAAGCAGACUAAUGUCAUCCUGAAGGCCUUCUACAAAAAGUCUCAAUGUGAAAUGUCUGCAUAAGGUCAGAUUUCCAAUGGUUCAUGUCACUACAUGUAAUUAAUAAUUACCAAAACCAGAGACUGGUUACACAUUUUAGUUGUGCAAUACAGGAAUUGUGAAAUGUCAAUGGAAAAAGUCGAAAGGCAAUGAUUUAACUUCUUUACCAGGACAGCUUGGCUUUAAAAAGACUGAGAAGCUAUGGUACAACACACCAAACACUCUCUUUGAGGAGGAUUCCCCUAAAAACAGAUCCAUCCGUCUGACAUUCAGCCCGUAAUGGAGACUGCCAUCGGUGUGCUGGUGUCCCAGUUCAAGGCGUACGCUGGUAGAGAUGGUUCCUCCGACACGCUGAGCAGGGACGAGUUUCAAAAACUGGUCAAGUCAGAGCUCUCCGGCUUCGUGAAGAAUGCUGACGACCCUGCUGCCAUUGACCAGCUCAUGAGCUCAUUGGACAAGAACAAUGAUGGAGAGCUAAGCUUCCUGGAGUUCUGGCAGCUGAUUGGGUCUCUUGCGAGCAAGCGUGGGGGGUUCAGCCAAUAGUGUGUCCUUAAAUACUUUUUUUUUUGUUAAGUUUAAUGUGUGCUACUGAACUUUCUGUGUGCCAUGGAAGAAAAGGGAAAUCCUCCAAAAUGGAAAUCACCUCAGCCAGUUUCCUCCGCUUAAGAGGCCAGUGAGUUUACUGACUGCACUAACAAAAGAAACCGUUUAAAUUUACUCAGUAAAAUUGGUUUUUAACAUUUUGCAAAGCAUUUUAGGGGUAAAUUCUUAUUGAUAUCUUGGUGUUGAAAAUGCGUAAAGCUGCCAGCUAAAACCUUUUAAAAACAUAGCUUAAAUGUUAAUAAAACUCUA
Poecilia latipinna (sailfin molly) is the source of this 1637-nucleotide messenger RNA. RefSeq names its product protein S100-A11-like. NCBI's taxonomy places the organism in Eukaryota, Metazoa, Chordata, Actinopteri, Cyprinodontiformes, Poeciliidae. The transcript has 3 exons. Bases 1065 to 1328 code for a protein of 87 amino acids. Gene Ontology annotation, cellular component: perinuclear region of cytoplasm. Gene Ontology annotation, molecular function: calcium ion binding; transition metal ion binding; calcium-dependent protein binding. The record is from RefSeq and is a predicted model, not a curated record.